Drosophila albomicans is the source of this 2115-nucleotide messenger RNA. Its product is annotated as major facilitator superfamily domain-containing protein 1. Gene Ontology annotation, cellular component: lysosome. The transcript has 6 exons. Gene Ontology annotation, biological process: transmembrane transport. NCBI's taxonomy places the organism in Eukaryota, Metazoa, Arthropoda, Insecta, Diptera, Drosophilidae. The record is from RefSeq and is a predicted model, not a curated record. Gene Ontology annotation, molecular function: transmembrane transporter activity. Bases 441 to 1883 code for a protein of 480 amino acids.
AACGAUAGCAAAGUUAUCGAUAGAACGUAGCCGUGCCUAUGCAUGGAGCCAAGUGAAAAGUAAAUAUUUCAGUUCGGUUUUUCCGCUUGCGGAAAACAGAUUAACUACAAACCAACCUCCCUCUCACCAACCCCCGCCCCAUAACAUCAAGCAACUCGAACCAUAGUGACGACGCUAGAGGGCGCUUGCACUUGCAGUGAAAUAAUCAAUAAAGCAACAACAACAACAAUACAAUACGAUGUGGGCCAGUGAUAAGCAGCAACAAUAGAAGUCAGCCGCAGGCUGCAAAAAAGCACAAAAAAACAGGCGAACCCCAAUCGAAGCCCUAACCUCAUAUUCGAACUCAUCUAAGCAUCAACAUAUAUUUAUAUACAUUCCCAUCCACACAUCCGUAAUUCAUUACUUCCGGUCUUCGUUUUGCUGUGUACUAAGCAAGGAAAAUGUCUCGCGAGGAGCGUCUGCCCAUUGUGGAUUGCUCGAGCAGCAGUGGCGAUGAUGAGGCGAAGCCUGUCGUGCGUAGACGCAGCACAAGGGAUACGGUUUUGGCUGUGCCCAAGGAUCCGGGAUGCUGUGAUCCUGACAGCACACCGCAUCGAUUUUUGGCCUUGGUCUUUAUGUGUUUGCUGGGUUUUGGUUCCUAUUUUUGCUAUGAUAAUCCGGGCGCAUUGCAGGAUGUAUUUCAGAAGGAGCUAAAUUUAAAUGCCACCGAAUUCACGUUCAUUUAUUCCAUCUACUCCUGGCCAAAUAUUGUACUCUGCUUCGUUGGCGGCUUUUUGAUCGAUCGUGUCUUUGGCAUACGCAUGGGAACAAUCAUUUAUAUGCUAAUCGUGCUAUUGGGCCAACUGAUAUUCUCCACUGGCGCUCUAUUUGGCCAUUUCUGGCUAAUGAUUGUGGGUCGCUUCAUCUUCGGCAUUGGCGCCGAGUCAUUGGCCGUGGCACAGAAUAGCUAUGCUGUGUUAUGGUUCAAAGGCAAGGAGUUAAACAUGGUCUUUGGUCUGCAAUUGUCGGUGGCACGCUUUGGUAGCACUGUCAAUUUUUGGAUAAUGCAACCACUCUACGGUUAUGUGUCCAAGUUGUAUGCUGGCUAUACUGGCUUGGGCGUGGCACUCUUCAUUGCCUCGAGCACCUGUGUCAUGUCAUUGAUAUGUACUCUCAUUUUGGGAUGGAUGGAUAAGCGAGCGGAGCGCAUACUUAAAAGGAAUAACAAUCCUGGCGGCGAGAUUGCCAAACUGAGUGACAUCGUCUCAUUUAAAAUGGACUUUUGGAUGGUCUCCGUAGUCUGUGUGGCCUACUAUGUGGCCAUAUUUCCAUUUGUGGCACUAGGACAAGCCUUCUUCAUAUCCAAUUUCCAAAUGACGCCUGAACAGGCGAACAAUGUCAAUUCGAUUGUGUAUUUGAUCUCAGCGAUAGCAUCGCCGCUGUUUGGUUUUAUCAUCGAUAAGGUGGGACGCAAUGUUACCUGGGUGUUUGUGGCGACAAUUGCCACGCUUGGCGCGCAUAUGUUGCUCACAUUCACCCAUUUGAAUCCGUACAUUAGCAUGUGUAUUAUGGGACUAUCGUACUCCAUGUUGGCUGCCAGUCUCUGGCCGUUGGUGGCAUUGAUUGUGCCCGAGUAUCAGCUGGGCACGGCCUAUGGCUUCUGUCAAUCAGUGCAAAAUUUGGGUCUGGCUGUGGUCACCAUUGUCGCUGGCAUGAUCGUUGAUAGCAGCGGUGGCAGUCACUUCUGGUUGCAGCUCUUUUUUAUGCUGUUCCUUCUGAUUUCGCUGUUGGCUACAUGCAUUAUAUGGGCCUAUGAUCGCAAACAUCAGGGCAACUUGAAUAUGUCGCCGUCACAGCGGGCCACAUAUCAUACAUCAAUGUACGUGAAUAUUGAGUCUAGUUGAUCGUGAACUUGCUAUUGAUGUUGUAUUGGUUUUGGUGUAUUGAUUGUGUGUGUAUUUUGUGUGCUGAUGGCGCAGAUCCAGCAUUAUGACUAACUUGAAUCAUUCUUUUCCCUAAAAUGCCUGCAACUCUUGACUUUCUCUCACCGAAAAGCUCCACCCAACGUGGUACUACGGAUCGACGGCCUUUAUUGGGCAACUAAAAACUAUAUACACAGAAAAAACGAAAAAAUAA